Morone saxatilis (striped sea-bass) is the source of this 705-nucleotide messenger RNA. It is a transcript of the gene helt, whose product is annotated as helt bHLH transcription factor. Lineage: Eukaryota; Metazoa; Chordata; Actinopteri; Moronidae. The transcript is spliced from 4 exons. Gene Ontology annotation, cellular component: nucleus. Gene Ontology annotation, molecular function: protein dimerization activity; RNA polymerase II cis-regulatory region sequence-specific DNA binding; DNA-binding transcription factor activity, RNA polymerase II-specific. Bases 1 to 705 code for a protein of 234 amino acids. Gene Ontology annotation, biological process: regulation of neurogenesis; anterior/posterior pattern specification; regulation of transcription by RNA polymerase II. The record is from RefSeq and is a predicted model, not a curated record.
AUGGCAUCUAAAAUGAAAGACAGAAAGAGAACUCCCAUCUCUCACAAAGUCAUUGAGAAACGAAGACGGGACCGCAUUAAUCGCUGCCUUAACGAAUUAGGAAAAACAGUACCAAUGGCACUGGCAAAACAGAACUCUGGAAAACUGGAGAAAGCUGAAAUCUUGGAAAUGACAGUUCAGUACCUGCGCGCGCUCCACUCCGCGGAUUUCCCUCGUGGGAGAGAAAAGGGUGAACUGCUGGCUGAGUUUGCGAACUACUUCCACUACGGAUACCACGAGUGUAUGAAGAACCUGGUGCACUACCUGACGACAGAGGACAGGGCUGAAACCAAAGACAUCAAGUACGCACGGAUCCUCGCCUUCUUACAGUCCAAGUCCCGUGUGGUCACCGAGCCUGUGUUCGGCUCCGUCGGCUCAAUGCCAGAACCGUCUGACUACCUCAGCCAGUUGCACUCCUCACCGGAGCACCAAAGCCACAGUCCCUCUGACUCCGUGUACCAGCAGAGUCCACCGGGACACUUCUCCUGGCACAGCUCGGCGCGCAGCCCGGGCAUCUCGUACCCAACAGUGCCUCUCUCUGCACACCCACAGCAGCACGGUGGAUACUUGUCACCGGUGCAGGGACUCGAUCACCACUAUUUCAACUUCAUCGGUCACACACACGCAAACACAUUCAGUUUGCACAGUGCGCAACACGCUAUGUAA